Messenger RNA from Zerene cesonia (dogface butterfly), 4105 nucleotides. Its product is annotated as deubiquitinase DESI2. Bases 273 to 992 code for a protein of 239 amino acids. Gene Ontology annotation, biological process: protein deubiquitination. Lineage: Eukaryota; Metazoa; Arthropoda; Insecta; Lepidoptera; Pieridae. Gene Ontology annotation, molecular function: deubiquitinase activity. The record is from RefSeq and is a predicted model, not a curated record. The transcript has 9 exons.
AGUAAAACGGUGCAAUUUGCAAACUGCAUUGGUAUUUGGCAUUCCUAAAUUGUCAUAUUUGUCAGAAAGGAAGUGUAAGCACAUUGUGAUUUUUUUUGUCGUAAAUUAUAAAAUCGUAUAAUUUGUAUAUUAUUUUUUUUAUAACAAGUCCAAAAAUAUUAGCUGUUAUUACUCCAAAUGGCGAAACUCAUAAUUUGAAACCCUGUUAAAAUUUAUGGAAAGUGCCCGUUUACAAAGCAACAUACUGUGUCCAGUAAGAAGUAUGUGUAGAAAUGAAGAAAUGUGAUGUCCACCGUAACCGUACUGAACGGGAGCCUCCAGACCGUUCGGCAAAUGACCGAGAUCCAUUGAUAAAGCCUCCGGUUAUCGUACAGGAGGAUCCUCACGAUAAUCAGAAUUUAUCGUGCGGCAUUUGCACGAUGUUUCCGUCGUGCAUGUCACUGCUGCCGCGGCGGAAUGAACCGCGCCCGCCGAAGCCCGGUCAGGCGCCGGUCGUGCUCAAUGUGUACGAUAUGUACUGGACCAAUUGGUACACAGCCGGCGCUGGUGUCGGUGUGUUCCACAGCGGCGUGCAAGUCCACGGCUCCGAGUGGGCGUACGGCGGGCACCCGUACGCGUUCACCGGCGUGUUCGAGAUAACGCCGCGCGACGAGCGCGAGCUCGGCGAUCAGUUUCGGUUUAGACAAAGUGUACAUAUAGGAUAUACCGACUUCAGCGAAGAGGAGGUGCGCCGGCUUGUCACCGAAUUGGGCAAGCAAUUCCGGGGCGACAGGUACCACCUCAUGAACAAUAACUGUAAUCAUUUCACAUCCGCCUUUUGUCUGGCGCUGUGCGACAGAGACAUUCCCGCGUGGGUCAAUCGUCUUGCGUACGUCAGUUCCUGUGUGCCAUUUUUACAGAGAUGUUUACCGAAGGAAUGGCUGACGCCGGCCGCGCUGCAGCAGUCGCUCGCCGUGCACUCGCGCUCCUCCUCGCCCGCCACGCCGCAAUAGCACCACGAGGCGCUGCAAUGAUGCAGACGAACAGACAAAAGUGUUGUGCGUUAUAUUAGUAUUAAGUUUAACGUUUAGCUAACGAUAAGUUUGGCGCAUUGUCGACUGGUUAUCGAUGCGUUGUUUUGUAUUUAUUCAUACAUCUUUUUUUAUUUAUGUUUUAUUUUUUUUAUUUUUCGGAUAGUUCAUAUGUUAUGGACUAUCCGCUAUGGACAAGUUACUUAAUUCUUAUGUUGGUAUGCUGUAUUUGUAGCAAUUUCGUUGCUAAAAUUUCUCUUAAAACGCCUUUAUUGACAAUUCUGUAAUGAUACGCAAUAUGAACAGAGUUAAGUGUAAUUUAAAUUGUAAUUUAAAAUCUAAAAAGUACAAAACUGACGCAUCGAAUUGACAAUGUAGUUAUAUUAUAUUAAUAUUAUUAUAAUAAGGAUAACUGAUUAUAUAUUAGGUUUUAUUAUAAGGAGCCUGUUUCAAUGCUUAAAUGGACUUUUAUGUUAAGUCCGUGAUGAAGUUUCUCAUCGUGGAUCUGUUUUUAACCGACGUUCCAAAAAGAAAAAAAAGGUUCCCAUUUUUUGACGAUUAUUUUUUUUUUUGUUAGUCGACAACUCCGUGUGUUUUCAACCGAUGGACGUGAUUCUUGUUGUAUUUGAUAGGGAAUUGUUGUCAUUUGGUCUGAUUUUAAAACUAGAGUCGUAUCAGUCUUCUUAGGAACGUCGGUGAUCCGUUUUUGUAGAGAAGAAUUAUAUAAAUCAUGUUUUGCUAGCGUUAUAUUAUUUUAUUUGCCGUAUAAUUUUAAUCUGUAGCACCUACAAUAAAAAAAGAAAGAAAGAAAAAAACAAAGAAACAUUAAUUGAAAUAAACGGAUUGAAACGCUACUUAAAAAUGACCACUUAUGUGUAUAACCGUUUGUGCAGUGGAAUAGUUAACAAUAAACAUUAUAAUAGUCAAGUUGUCAGUUUGUUAUCCAGUGGAGGUAAAAAAUCAAUACAGUUGUAUCUUAUGUAUAGAUAAUUAAAUAAAUAGACACGUUACAUACAUCCGUCUCAUACCCGCAUAUGGGAGAUAAUAGACUACUUGGUUAGUCUAUGGUCUUACAUGAAUCGAGCUAAUACAAUAUUUGAAUAAGUUUCUUUGCAUCAUAAAAGUGAGUAAUUGCCUUAAAAACCACACUGAUAACUCCAAAAUAAAUAUAAUUCUAAAUUUAUCUUUUUAUUAAGGAUUAAAAAUAGUUACUUUUUUCAUAUAAAUAAAAAAGUAUCACACAAAAUUCAUAUUCGUAAUUAACGGACAAUAAUUCAAAAUUCACGCAUUAUAGCAGUCGUUAACAUUACACUUUACAUUAAGGUACACAACACUUUUAAAAAUAUCUCACGUUCAGUAAUAAGCUUAAUGGUGCCUUGAAGUGACAGCACUGUUUACGAACGUAAGUUGUUUCGAAUUAAUUUUAUUAAAAUAUAAUUAAUUCAUAAAUAAGUUAAGGCGCUCGUGCAUCUCUUAUUUAUAGACUAGCUACGCACAUUUCACGUGUACACAUCGAAUGUUUUAUUCAUUAUCAAGAAAUUAAUAGUUGUGCCUUAUACAUAAGACUUAAACCACGGCUAAAUUUUGAAGCAAUAGCGAUAAGUUUCUCAUUCAGUUCUGCGGCUGCUCAAGUUAUAGUUCCUACAUUGAAAUAGUUCAACUAAUGGUUUUCGUUUACACAAUGAAAGGGGCAUUUAUCUAUUUGUAUAUGAAAUCGAAAUCUUUACUUAUUGAAAUAUAAUUUUUUGAAGGAAAAUGUGACAACGUGCAUGUUUUUAAAUAACUCUAAAAAUCAUUAUAAAGAAAUUACUCAAUGUAGUAUAUUUGUUAUUCACUACAAAAUUGGUCCUUCGAGCCGGAUAAACAAGCAAAAUUUUAGCUACAAUGUUAUGAAGUCAAUAAAGACGUGAAAAUUUACGAUACUUUAUUAUAUCUUCAAUAUAGUAAGUUAAUUUAAAUUUUUGAAAUAACUAUAAUGCCUCGGAGGAUAUAUCUCAAUGUCUAAAUGUCUCUUUCAUUUUGCCAAAUGGAAAUAGAUGAUAUAACCCAUAUUUGAUGACAACUUUGCUGUAUUUUAUCACGUUUCGUGUAAUUAUUGAAUAAUAUACGUAGUUGUAGUUGUCCGUCCGUUGAAAUUUUUAGAUUUAACGUUGGCAUAGCUCAUUAUAACAACAUUACUUUAACCAAUAUUAUAAGAUGUGUUAUUCUUCGAGAUUGUAAGAAUAUAAUAAUUUCGUCAAUACGUUUAAAUGUCCGCCUGCGAAUGAUUUAAAUUUAUAAUACCUAUUAUUACGAUAAUGUUCCGCAUUUUUCAAAAUGUCAUUCAAAUUUAAAUUCCGAUGUUAAAAUAUAUUCAAAAACAAAAAACAAAAUUAUUAUAUUCCGUAAAUCUUAUAAAAACUAAUUAUUAAGAAUCUAUGAAAUUAAAUUAUACUUCUAAGUGUUUCUCGAUUUCGUAUUAAAGUGCCAUGUUGUUAAAUACUAUUUAAAUGAAAUUAAUCCCAUCUUAUAAUGUAGUAAACAAUUUUAACUUGUUAUCUAAUAUCUAACGGUAGGUAUAAACGGGCAGACUUAGAACACAUUUUUUUAUUUUCAGUAAAUAAAGGAAUCGAGGUAAUCCUUUACUUCAGGAAUGAAGAUACAUAACCUUCUACAAAUUAUAACCAAACUCCAUAACUGAAUCGAACUAGACAUUAUUGCUUCUACAAUUGAUACAGGUGGGUUACCGUGACGUCUUAAAGCAGUUCUAAUUCCACUGUGAAAAAAGUAUGUACGCAAUUAUUAAAAAAUGUCAAGAGUUAAAUGAAAUGGAGUAUUGACUAAGAUGCAAUUAACAUAUGCUAGUACUUUGGGACAAAAUUAUAUGAAAAGUAAUAAAUCCAGAAAAAUUAUUGUUACGGUCACUCACUUGGAUAAAUUUGGUAUCUACCUAUUGUAUACUAACGUGUACUAUAUGUACCUAGGUAUAGGUACCUAGAUUAUUUUGAACCAUUUUCUUCUGAAAGUAUUGAUGUUCGAUAGAUAGGUGUAAAUAUAGAAUUAAUUAGGUUUACUUGACAAUGCGCCAGUGAAAUGACGUUUUUCACAAGGAUAGU